ACUCAUAUUUAUUCAUUAUUUAUUAAUGAACAUGUAUUCAUUCACUCUUCUGGUACGCGUGCUUUUCAUUGCAACGUUGUUAUUUCACAUACCAUCAACGUGUCACGCAUACAAGCCGAUACUUUACAUGCAUGGAAUACUUGCCACCUCUUCUGAAGGCGACAUGCUUAAAGGCUGGAUUGUACAGGACCAGCCUGGCACGGAAGUGUUGAGCAUAAACGCGUACAAUGGCGCGGACAGCGUGGUCAAUAUUAUGGAGCAGAUUCAGGUUGUAGGCCGCCAGAUGAAGACAUUCAUGGACAAACAUUCGGGAGGCGUCAACAUGAUCUGCUUCUCACAAGGCGGUGUGAUAUGUCGCGGCGUUUUGGAGCAGCUGGUCCAUAACGUUGAUACGUUCAUCUCCGUCAGUUCACCGCAGGCCGGCCAGUUUGGAGAUACCACAUACCUGAAAUAUCUAUUUCCACAUCUUUUACGGGACGAAGUUUAUAAAGUGGCCUACUCGAACUUCGGACAAAACAUAUCAGUUGGAAAUUACUGGAAUGACCCGCGACACCAGGACAUGUACCUAGAGUGGAGCAGAUUUCUCGCUGUCGUUAACAAUCAGUCAGUUAACCCACUAAGUCAAGACUUUAAGAGCAAUUUUCUCCGCCUAAAUCGGUUGGUAAUGAUAGGAGGUCCAGAUGAUGGAGUUAUCACGCCUUGGCAGUCCAGCCACUUUGGAUUCUUCGACGCCAACUUGAAUGUCAUCGAGAUGGAAAACCAGCCGUGGUAUAUUGAUGAUUGGUUCGGACUGCGGACGUUGGCUGGACGGGGCGGGCUGGUGACGCACGUGGUACCUGGGGUGUCCCACAGACACUGGAUCACCAACCACACCGUCUAUAGGCGAUACAUACUCCCAUACCUCCAAUAAACAUACAGAUAAAUCCACUGGUUAUUUCUGUAUGAUUAAAAUCUUGAUCAAAUGAUUAGUUAUUUUUAUUACUCAGUUGUCACAGAGAAGAAAACUACACCUGUCAAUAAAAAAUAUAUUCACCACCUGUCAAAAAUAUAUAUUUACUCUUGUAGAUAAAUACGCCAUGUAGUGGUAUCUGAUAUGCUAUGCAUGCUCUGAUAGGCUCCGCCUACCAGCUAGUAGUCAACGAAUAACAUUUACUGCAUUAUAUUUAUGUAUUUCAAGAAUCAUGGUUUGUUGUUGUAAAACUGGUGUAGAGAAUAAGCCUAUUAAAGAAAUCCCGUUUCUGUUA
Molecule: messenger RNA, 1244 nt
Organism: Mya arenaria
Lineage: Eukaryota; Metazoa; Mollusca; Bivalvia; Myida; Myidae
Product: lysosomal thioesterase PPT2-like
Exons: 9
Coding region: 26-910 (294 amino acids)
Cellular component (GO): lysosome
Molecular function (GO): thiolester hydrolase activity
Source: RefSeq, a predicted model, not a curated record